Molecule: messenger RNA, 1204 nt
Organism: Phaedon cochleariae (mustard beetle)
Lineage: Eukaryota; Metazoa; Arthropoda; Insecta; Coleoptera; Chrysomelidae
Source: the annotation of a GenBank genome assembly
AAGUAGGCACUGACUGAAGUAGCCGUUGCCGUUUUGUUUUGACUGAAUGCCGAAGCAAUGGUUUCGACUCGUGGUUUUGACUAAAUUUUAUAGUUUUUUGAGUGUUUUGUGUUUUGCUUUUGCUGUUUUAUUUCGCCUUUUUGUGGUAUCUGUAGAAGUAGGUACCUAGAUAAAUGUCUUUCGAAAAGAGCCAUACCUAUGAAGCCCUAAACCGGAUUGGCAGGGGUGCCUAUGGAACUGUGUACAAGGCCAAAGACAAGAAGACUGGCAACGAUGUGGCCUUGAAAAGGGUGUGUGUGCCCCUGUCUGAAGAUGGCAUUCCCAUGAACACUCUGAGGGAGAUCUCAUUGCUGAGACAGCUCAACACCCAUGACCAUCCCAAUAUUGUGCGCUUGCUAGAUGUCUGUCAUGGGCAACAGAUGGAGAGAGAGCUCAUCAUGUAUCUGGUUUUUGAACAUGUAGAGCAGGAUCUGUCGACGUACAUCGAGCGUCACUCGAAGGGCUUCAGUGGCGUGCAGAUCAGGAGUCUGUCGCGGGAGAUUUUGAACGGGGUGGACUUCCUGCACAGCAACCGCAUCGUGCAUCGCGACCUGAAGCCGCAAAAUUUGCUGGUGACGCACGACGGUCACAUCAAGUUGGCCGAUUUCGGGCUGGCCAAAACCUACGAUUUCGAGAUGAAGUUGACUUCUGUGGUGGUUACAUUAUGGUACAGGGCUCCGGAAGUCCUGUUGGGCCUGACUUAUGCCACUCCUGUGGACAUUUGGUCCAUCGGUUGCAUCAUCGUGGAACUGUAUAGUCUGAAACCUUUGUUCUGUGGCGAAUCUGACGGAGAUCAGCUCAGCAAAAUAUUCAGGGUGUUGGGCAAACCUCCAGAAAGUGAGUGGCCAGAAGAAAACAUUUCGAUAAAAUGGAACUCCUUCAAUGUGAACAGUCAAAUAAGUAUCGAUCGAAUUUGUCCAAAUAUAUGUGAAACGGCCUACGACUUGAUAAUGAGUAUGUUGACUUUCAAUCCAAAAAGAAGAAUUACUGCCCUAGAAGCUUUAAAUCACAGAUUUUUUCUGGAAGAACCAAUCAAUACGUAAUUAAUGAUUAUAAUAAUAUUUUGAAAAGUGUGUCUUUACAGUGCCUUACAUUUUGACUUUGUAUUUUGUGGAACCGAAAAUUUAUUCAUAAUUUUACAAUGAAUAAAACCAGUUUUUCCUUC